Molecule: messenger RNA, 6355 nt
Organism: Closterium sp. NIES-67
Lineage: Eukaryota; Viridiplantae; Streptophyta; Zygnematophyceae; Desmidiales; Closteriaceae
Source: the annotation of a GenBank genome assembly
UGGUUACACUGUCAUUCAUUCCGUCUUGCUACCAGUAUGCAGAGGCACUCAGAUCUGGUCACAGUCAGUAGGAAGCAACGGAAUUGUUGCGGUUUUCCUCUUCCACGUAUAGCCGCCACGUUCAGCGGCUAUUCGGGUCGCCAUGGACCGUCUGACCCCCUCCACUCUUCCGUACCCCUCGCUUUUCUUCCCCUGGCUCUCCAAUCCUCAACAUGCAACCCCAGCAACCGGCGUGACCGGCGGCAUCGGCGGCCUGUCAGCAGCAGCGUCGCUUCCGCCUUUCGAUUCCCUGCAUCAUCAUCAUCAUGAUGGCACCGGCGGCGGCGGCGGUGGUUUCGCCUCCUUUCUCUCCCUCGAUCCAUCCACCUCCAAUGCCACCUCCUUCCUCGCCGCCGCGACCUCCGCCGCUUCUUCUGCCGCGACUUACGCCGCCAAUUUCUCAGCAGAGGUCGCAACCGACGCGGCGGCAGCCGCAAUCAACGCAGUCUCGCGCGGCAAUUUCUCCGACCCUUCCUCUUCCGCGUCCUUGUCUCCCUUCCCCACCCUCUCCUCCGCGAUUCUCGGGCCGCCCGCGCCGCCGCCGGCGCCGCCUCCGGAGUUUGUGGACUCGUUCUGCCGGCCGCAGUUCAACGGUUCUUGGGAGUCGAUCACCAACGAGCUGGGCGCUUUCACCCCCUGCUUCAUCGACAUUGUUGUACUCGGUACAGCGUACCUCGCUAUGAUUCUCCUGGCCGUACUGCGGUUGUAUGUUCUGUACAGUACGCCGCGCUCGCAGCAGCGGGUGGUUGCGCCCGGGUGGCGCGGGCAGCGCGGGAUUGUGGUGGCUGCUGCGCUGGCGAUGACGUGCGCGGUGGUCCCGCUGAUGCAGCUGAGUGCUCGCGUGUCACUGAGCUCGUUCUCUAAGGACGUGGAUCUUCCGCCUUAUGAGGUCUGCUCCCUGAUCCUCUCCUUCCUCGCCUGGACCCUCACCUCAACCGCCCUCUUCUGGGAGCGGCAGCGCAUGGCGGUCAAGGGCGCGUGGCUGCUGCGGUUUGCGUGCUGUAUGUAUGUGAUGGUGGGGCAGCUGGCGAAGCUGAGAUUCGUGCUCAUUCUGCAGAACGACUUCCAGACUUUCUUUGUGGAGCUGUUCUUCGGUUACACGUCAGCGCAUGUGCUCCUGGGCCUGCUGGCGCUCUUCUUCUUCCCCACGCUGCUCCCUCGCGAGCACCCCUCCCCUGGCUUCUCAUCCUCCUCACUAGCGGCCGCAGAAGCAGAGGCAGGGCCGCUCCUGCUGCCGGCUAGCCACGCAGCAGCAGUGGGGAAUGGAGCGGCAGAGUAUGCGCCUCUGGCUGCAGGUCCUGUGGAUGGGGCGGAGGGAGAAGGCGAGGAGGAGGAGGGAGGGGGUGACCGGGGGCAGGUGUGCCCUGAAGACCACGCGAGCUUCAUCAAUCGCCUUACUUUCGGGUGGAUGACCCCGCUCAUGGCCACUGGGUACCGCCGCCCCUUGGAGGAUAGUGAUGUGUGGCGGCUGAAUGACGGCGACCGCACGGCUGCUGUGUAUGGCAGGUUUGAGCGUGAGUGGAGAGAGGAGAAGGGGCGGCCCAAGCCAUGGCUGCUGCGUGCCCUGCACUCCUGCUUUGGCCGCAGGUUCUGGUGGGGUGGUUUCUGCAAGAUCGGCAACGAUGCCUCUCAGUUCGUGGGGCCGCUGAUGCUCAACCGCCUGCUGUCAGCCAUGCAGUCAGACGAGCCGGCGUGGCACGGCUACGUCUACGCGACCGUCAUCUUCCUUGGGCUGGUGGGCGGAGUCAUCUGCGAGGCGCAGUACUUCCAGGCUGUCAUGCGCGUUGGCUUUCAGCUGCGACAGGCUAUGGUGGCAGCUGUGUUCAGCAAGUCACUGCGGCUGAGCCACAGUGGGAGGCAGGGAUUCAGCACGGGGCGAAUCACCAACAUGAUGACUAAUGACGCUGAGUCGCUGCAGAUGAUAUGCCAGCAGCUACACGGGCUCUGGUCCGCCCCGCUGCGCAUCCUCGUCUGCAUCUUUCUGCUCUACCAGCAGCUGGGAGUGGCCUCGCUCCUUGGCCUCCUCAUGCUGCUACUCAUGAUCCCUGCACAGGCAGUGAUCGUGAAUAGAGUGCAGAAGCUAGUCAAGGCAUCCCUGCAGAGGAGUGACAAGCGUGUGGCCCUGAUGAGUGAAGUAUUGGCGGCGAUGGACGUGGUGAAGUCGUACACGUGGGAGGAAAGCUUCCAGGGCAAGGUGGCGCGAGUCAGAGGCGACGAGAUGGGGCAGAUCUCCAAGGCGCAGUACAUCAUGGCGAUCAACUUUCUGCUGAUGAGUGUGGUACCGGUGCUGGUGACAGUAGUCUCCUUCGGCUGCUACUCGCUGCUGGGCCACCAGCUCACGGCAGCCAAGGCCUUCACCUCCAUCUCCCUCUUCGCUGUGCUGCGCUUUCCCCUCUACAUGUUCCCCAACCUCAUCACCCAAGUGGUGAACGUGAACGUGUCUCUCACUCGUCUCCAGGAGAUGCUGCUAGCAGACGAGACGGACAUCGACGCCCCUGCGCCUGCCAUCGACCCCUCCAAGCCUGCAGUCGAGGUCUCCCACGCCUCCUUCGCCUGGGGCGCUGCUCCCUCUGCUGCUGCCAACGGUGCUACCCCUGCUGCUAAUGCGCCUGGUGCUGGUGCUGGUGCUGGUGCUGGGGGAGGGGGAGGAGCAGGGGGAGUAGGAGGAGCAGCAGGAGUGGGAGAUGGCAAGGAGAAGGUUGGAAGCGGAGGGGAAGGGAAGCAGAGCGGCACACUAACGGAUGUGACUCUAUCGGUGGAGCCUGGGAAGCUGGUGGCUGUUGUCGGUGCUACAGGUCAAGGCAAGUCGUCGCUGGUCAGUGCGCUGCUGGGCGAGAUGCCCAUGGUGUCUGGCGACUCUCCGCCAAUCAUUAGAGGCCGCGUGGCUUAUGUCUCACAGGUCUCCUGGAUCUUCAAUGCCACAGUGCGCGACAACAUUCUUUUCGGGCUGCCCUACGACCGGCAGCGGUACGAGCGGGCAGUUCAAGUCAGCGCCCUCGAAAGAGACCUGGAGCUGCUGCCAGGAGGGGACCUGACGGAGAUCGGCGAGAGGGGCGUGAACGUGAGUGGGGGCCAGAAGCAGCGCAUCAGCAUCGCGAGAGCAGUCUACUCCAACGCUGAUGUCUUCUUCUUCGACGACCCGCUCUCAGCCUUAGACGCGCACGUCGCCAAGCAGGUGUAUGACACCUGUGUGAGGACGGAGCUUGCUGGCCGCACUCGCAUCAUGGUCACAAACCAGCUGCACUUCCUACCAGCCGUUGACUGGGUGGUGAUGGUGGAGAACGGGCGCAUAGCAGAGCAGGGCCCCUACGACCAGCUCAGGUCCUCCGCGCCCAAAUUUCAGCGGCUGCUGGAAAAAGCAGGGGCUCUGGAGGACCAUGGGGAGGGGGAGGUGGGGGGUGGGGGAGACGAGAAAGCAGGGGAUGUUGGCAGCAGUGGCAGUGAGACCAACGCAGAAGCGGCAGCGGCUGCUGCUACUGCUGGUAGCACCAGCAGCAGCAGUGCGGAUGGUGCUACUGCUGCUGCUGGUGGGAGCAGCGAGGGGAAGAAAGGAGGAGCAGUAGGAGGGGUGAAGGCAGGCACGAAGCUAGUGCAGACGGAGGAGAGGGAGCGGGGGGUGGUGAGCCCAGCAGUAGUAUGGCGGUACGUGCGUGCCAUGGGGGGCCCGAGCAUCCUCGCGGUGCUCAUCUCGCUCUACGUGCUCGUGGAGGCUGCAAGAGUGCUGGCCAGCGUGUGGAUCAGCAUCUGGACGGGGUCCGUGUCAAAGGAGGGUGAGGGAGGAGGGAGUGGUGCCAGCAGCAGCGUGUAUUUCGUGGCGGUGUAUUCCCUCAUCUCCCUGGGUCAAGUCAUGCUCACCUUCGCCAACCAGUACUUCCUGGUGUUUUCCUCCCAGCGGGCGGCUCGCCGUCUUCACGAUGCCAUGCUGGCGGCAAUUCUUCGCGCGCCCAUGUCCUUCUUCCACACCAACCCCGUCGGUCGCCUCAUAAACCGAUUCACUAAGGACACGGCAGACAUUGACAAGAACCUAGCACAGUACACGUCGCUGUGCCUGGGCGGCAUCUUCCAGCUGCUCUCCACCUUCGCCCUCAUCGGCGUCCUCAACACCGUCGCCCUCUGGGCCAUCGUGCCGCUGCUGCUGCUCUUCUACGUCGUCUACCUCUACUUCCAAAACACUGCAAGGGAAGUCAAGCGCUGGGACUCCGUCACCCGCUCUCCAGUAUACUCCCAGUUUGCGGAGGCACUGAACGGGCUGGCGACCAUCAGAGCAUACAGGGCGGCACCGCGCAUGGCAGCCAUGAACGGGUGGGCUGUGGACCGCAACACACGCUUCACGCUGGUCAGCAUGAGCGCUAAUCGCUGGCUUGCUAUUCGGCUGGAGUUUUUGGGCGGACUGAUGAUCUUCGCCACGGCAGUGUUCGCAGUGAUGGACGUGCAGAGGGCGGGCGACCAGGCGGCCCUAGCGCCCGUCAUGGGGCUCAUUCUGUCGUACGCGCUGCAGAUCACAGCCAUGAUGACCAUGGUGCUCAGGCUGCUCUCAGUCGCCGAGAAUUCCUUCAAUGCGGUUGAGAGAGUCGGCAGUUACGCCGACAUCCCCCCCGAAGCGCCCGCCAUCAUUCCCAGCCACCGCCCGCCACCCGGGUGGCCGAAGCAGGGGGAGGUGUCAUUUGAGGACGUGGUGAUGCGGUACAGGCCCGAUCUGCCGCCCGUGCUGAGGGGCCUGAGCGCGCUGGUGCAGGGCGGGGAGAAGGUCGGGGUGGUGGGGCGCACAGGCGCAGGCAAAUCGUCCCUGUUUAACUCGCUCUUCCGAUUGGUCGAGAUUGAGAGCGGCCGCAUCUGCAUUGACGGCCAGGAUCUGAAGCUUUUUGGGGUGACGGACGUGCGCCGUGCUCUCAUGAUCAUUCCGCAGACACCUGUUCUGUUCACUGGCACCCUCCGUUUCAACCUGGAUCCGUUCAACGAGCGCAGCGACAACGAGGUGUGGGAGGCGCUGGGCAGGGCGCACCUGAGGGAGGUGGUAUCCCGCAUGCCCCUGGGGUUGGAUACGGAGGUGGCAGAGGGAGGUGAGAACUUCAGUGUGGGGCAGCGCCAGCUCAUCAGCCUGGCUCGGGCCCUCUUAAAGGAGUCACGCAUUCUGGUGCUGGACGAAGCGACGGCAGCCGUUGAUGUGGGCACAGAUGCGCUGAUCCAACGGACAGUGAGGGAGGAGUUCAAGGGGCGCACGAUGCUGACUAUUGCCCACAGGCUGAACACCAUCAUGGACAGUGAUCGCAUUCUGGUCAUGGAUGCUGGCAUGGCACUCGAGUACGAUACGCCAGCCAACCUUGUACUGAACGAGCAGAGCGUGUUCGCAGCCAUGGUGCGCAGCACGGGCCCUCAGACCGCCAAGUAUCUGCGCAGUGUGGCGCUGGGGGAGGUGGCUCUGGAGGACGAGCUGGCAGGGCGGGCAGCGGCGGAGGAGAAGAAGAUGGCGAGGGAAGCUGCCAAGUGGCGAUGGGCCACCGCAGCACAGUGGGCUCUGGCGCUCACACUCACUUCCUCCCAGAGAGAUCUGCAGGCCAUGUGUUCUGACAGUGAGGGGGAGGAUGGAGAGAGGGAGGCACUUGUGGGAACGGCACUCGCACAAACGCCAAGCUUCCAGAGAGGCGUUUUAGAAGAGACAAGGGAUGCCACCCAGGUGCUGCACGCGGUGCUAUCCGGGCAGCGCAGCGAGGAGAUCUCUGCUGCGCUGACGGGGCGACAGCUGUCAGAGGAGAAGUGGUGGACAGCUGUCAGCCGCGUGGCGCAGGGUCUUGCGUUGAUGGCGAAGCAGGUGCAGGCAAAGCUCGAGGCGGACGGCAGCCUGCGAGACUCUGCCAGCUCAGCAGGGGCGGCGGUGGGCGGCAGGUGGGCACAGCUGGCAGCCACAGGGGAGGAGAUGGCGGGCGGGAGUGUGGUGUGAGUCACUCUCACAAGGGCUUACCGCAUGGCCACCCAAGGGAUGGGACAGUGGUUGGAGUCGACUUAAUUGCUGCUGCAUGAGAUGCUUGCUGCAUUCUGUACCGUAUUCGCCCGGAUAGAAGACCCAUGGGUCUUGCCCAAUAACCCCCUAAGAAUUUGGAGGUUCGUCUUAUUAAGGGAAGGAAUAGGGGGUCUUAUAUUUCUUGUAAACGGAACACAUCUUAGCUUACUAAAAAGUGCAUGUAUAAUAUCCUAUUAUCGCCUCACGUGCAUAUCGAGUUGUGGGCCAGCCAACAUGAAGGUUGUGGAUCUGCUGCGAUCAUUUCGACAUGGUGCGGCUGCGUGAAAAUUGCUGGGGCUCUGGAACAGGGCCCUAGAU